AUGACUCCGAGAAAGCUGUGUAGCUACACUCGGACUUGCACCAAGUAUGCAACCAAUGCCCUGAUGCCCAACUAUUUUCAUCAGGUCGCAGCUCAAGAAGCGAGACAUCGCGACAAGCCUGGCAAGCGAUUCGGAUAUGGCUACGAUCACGAAAACAAUUGGCUCUUUCAGCUUCCCAUUGUCCGUCUCUACAGUGGCGUGCCAAUGGUGGCCAUCUUCUUCAUGAUUUCGGGCUAUGCCCUGGCUCUCAAGCCCUUGUCUCAUAUUCGUUCCGGAUCAUGGGAUCAGCUUACGGAUAGUAUCGGCUCCGCGAUUUUUCGCAGAGGAAUACGUUUAUUUCUGCCCGCUUUCGUGACAACGUUCCUUGUCAUGAUUAGCAUCCGACUUCGCCUCCAAGACUUUCCUGGCUACUCGAUACUGCCAGGAGUCAUCGAACCACGCCCUCGGCACUUCGCAGGCCAUUACGAACAGCUUCUCAACUGGUGUCAUUUCUUCGUUGCAGAAUUGACAAAUCCAUGGGAUUGGAAAGUUCACGAUUACGCUUAUGACUCUCACCUAUGGACCCUCCCGAUCGAGUUCCGAGCAUCGAUGAUACUCUUUCUGUUUCCCAUAUGCAUAUCCAGGUUCCAACUACUGUUCCGAUCGGUCUUAGCCUCUGCUCUUUGGAUCUACUGCAUGUAUUGCGACAAGUGGCAUGUCGCUCUGUUCAUCAGUGGCAUGUGUUUUGCUGAUAUUUCGCUUGAGACUCGGCCUUCACUGCAGAAUCGAACAUCGUAUAAGCACCUUGUAUACAUAUUGCCUCUCCUCAUUCUUGGUCUUCAUCUCCUCUCCUUCCCCAUUCGACACAGUGGUGAGACCAUGGGCUAUAUCUGGUUAUCUUCGAUCACGGCAAAGUAUACAAAUUGGCACACCAUUGGGGCUACGUUGGUACUGUGGUCUCUAAACAGCUCUGAGGUAUUAGAGAAUAUGUUUACCUCAUCGUUCUCAGGAUACCUUGGAAAGAUCAGCUAUGCGUUGUAUCAUGUCCAUGGGUCUGCGUUACACACUUUUGAAUAUGGCACGGUUUCAUUUAUCUGGACUGUAAUCGGCAAAGAGACAAGGAUCAAGUAUGAAGGCGGUUUGAUUCUGGGAUUUCUGUUGGUGGCUCCAGUUGUAUUCUGGUGGGCAGAUGUUUUUGAGAGACUCGUUGAUCGGCCAAGUGUUGAAGUAGCCCGGUGGUUGUACGUGAGAGUCUUUCUCGCCGACUGGAAGUUGCUUAUCGGUAGUCAAAUGAGUGCAGGAUGGCAUGCCGGAAGCACAAGAAAAUCCAACACUUUUGCACGCUGGUACAAGAGAGCCACACCACGUGUACACUCUCAGCGUACAAGUCUAAAGAUUGAAGUCAAUUGA
Mollisia scopiformis is the source of this 1389-nucleotide messenger RNA. RefSeq lists its product as uncharacterized. Gene Ontology annotation, biological process: polysaccharide biosynthetic process. Gene Ontology annotation, molecular function: acyltransferase activity, transferring groups other than amino-acyl groups. Gene Ontology annotation, cellular component: membrane. NCBI's taxonomy places the organism in Eukaryota, Fungi, Ascomycota, Leotiomycetes, Helotiales, Mollisiaceae. The transcript is spliced from 4 exons. Bases 1 to 1389 code for a protein of 462 amino acids. The record is from RefSeq and is a predicted model, not a curated record.